Messenger RNA from Styela clava, 1715 nucleotides. RefSeq lists its product as uncharacterized. Lineage: Eukaryota; Metazoa; Chordata; Ascidiacea; Stolidobranchia; Styelidae. The record is from RefSeq and is a predicted model, not a curated record.
UAGCUGAUAUGGUAGUGUCGACUGUCGCGAAUCAGCAUAGAGUUCAGUUAAAUUUAGCUAAAACGGGGAUGAAAUAUAUUACUUCAAAAAAUGGGGAUGCAGUUCCUACAAACUAAAGUAAUAAAUAAUGGUAUUUUCAAUUGUAUAGAGCAGUUCAACAAUAGAAAAUAUGACAUCGUCGCAGACAACUUUCUUUGGCGAUUGAGCUGCGAAGAUGCUUUUGAAUAAGUAUGUUCGAAAGACCUCCAAUGUCCAACUGUUUAUUAUAACAGCAGUAUUAUGGAUUAUCAAUGUUGUUAUGAUGUCAGCUGACCAUCAAUUACACACUGUGUCGCCCUGCUAUUAUGAAAACAACGGACAGAAAGAUCAAGUUCGAUCCAAACGUACCUUGGAAGGAGUUAACAAGAAAAUUUAUCACGAAACCAUGAGUUUGAAAUAUCUCAAAACUGCAGAAAGAGACAAUUAUAAAGAGAACAAACUGCUGAAAAUUUUGUUGAAGAAUAUUGCGAGAGUUAAUCAACAAUUGUCAGAAAAAAAUACAGAAUAUUCCAGUUUUAGAAAAUCAAUCAAAGAAUUGGAUUCUGAAUCCCGUCUAAUAAUGGAUAAUUUAGAUUCAAAAUCUGAGCUCAUGGGGUGCGAGGACUUAUUCAAAAUUGAUGCAGCUUCGACUAAUGCUGUGAACGUAUCAAGAAGAAAUAACGUAUUAGAAAAAUUUCCAGAUGAAUCAACUAAGACUCGAUUAUUCGACGUUAAAGCCAUAAAUUGGAAUUCGGUAACAAGUUCAAAUAUAAAUAUGGUUGAAUCAUUCGAGAUAGCAACAAAGGAAAUUACAAAUUUGUUAAAAACUCAAGGAUGGUACGGCGUUCCUAGAUUAUAUGGGAUAUGUAUUAUUACAUCACCGUUAACUGAUAAUAAAUUAACUGGCGUUGAGAACAAGUGGAAGAAGGAAGAGUUAUCGAAAGCUAUCGAAAUACGUUUUGUUACAUCUCGGUACGAUGAAGGAAUCCGUUUAUGCAGUUCAAAUUACGCGUCCUAUGAAUGCAAACGUCUUCCGGCUAUUAUGGAACGAGUGAAGUUGAGUCGACAGCCUGGCAUUGAUGCAUUGACUAUUAUGUUAAAUACUGCAAUACUGUUUGAGAAACUAUGGAUGAACGGCGUGAUGCAGUACGAUUUUCAAGCUACUAGUUUCUACAUUGAUUCGGAUUUAAACGUAAAAAUAACAGAUUUACGAACAUUGAAGUUUUUCUCAAUUAACCAGCAAUCAGAAAUGACUAAAUAUCAAAGGUUACUCUCUGGAACAACCUGCAAAGGUUCGUAUGAAUGUGCUUCUGUAACAUGGGACAAAGAUUCUAUUAUGUAUUCUUAUGGUUAUCAUUGUCAAGAAAUCCGAGGAUAUUGUACAAAGAAUAAUCGAUGUUGGGGAGUGGAUUCCAUUACUCAUUUAUGUGUAUUAUCUACAUGGUUAUUUGGUCGGCUUCACUCAGCGGUGUCGCCGUUUUGGAGGCAUGAAGGGGAAUUGACAAAACUUUUGAGGUGCGGUUCAAAAUAUUCACCAGAUGGAAGAUGUAAUUGGACAGACAUGAAAGUUGGAUUUACUAAAUUACUUGAAUAUGCUCGUAAAGAUGGGAUUUGAGAAAUACAAUCAAAUUUUGAAUUUAUUCGAAUUAUCGGGAAAAAUUGAACAAAAUAUAUUUCUGCAACACAGACAACAUUAA